Molecule: messenger RNA, 1227 nt
Organism: Drosophila gunungcola (fruit fly)
Lineage: Eukaryota; Metazoa; Arthropoda; Insecta; Diptera; Drosophilidae
Exons: 1
Coding region: 61-309 (82 amino acids)
Source: RefSeq, a predicted model, not a curated record
UGAUUUGGUUUGGCAUUGUUACAAAAUUGAAGCUGUAAGCUUAUUAGAUAAUCCAAUGAAAUGAACGAUCCGUGGCGGGAAAUCGGCUUUGUCAGCAAGCGAAAAUCGAAGAACAAUUUGCAAAUCAUUCAGAUAAAGAAGCGCAUUGCAAAGUCUAGGAAAUUAUUUGAGCAACGGCGAACAGAAUUGAUACAGCUUCAUUUGAGGAAUCGCAUCAAGUAUUUAAUAAUCGAAAAUCUCAAGUACAGACUAGCAGAAAACAAGCGCAAGAGAAAGAUUCAGAAAAGCUUAAAGCAGUAUAAUAUCUAACUAACGUCAAGAGUCAUAAAAUAGAUUUCAAGGCAAAAGUAUGAAAAAGAAGUAUUUGCUAAUUUGUGUGGAACUAUAAUCAGCAAAUAGGCAUUUUCGAUUUAAUUAGACAACCUUCGGAUCUGGAAGAGAAAUAUAAGUACUGUGGCCCCAACUUGAAGAAUUUCAAAAGAUUACUGCCCAAGGCUUAAUAAGUCAUCUCCAAAUAAUGCCUACCACAUAACCCAAUUUGCAAAUCAAACAAGAAACUGUUCUAUUAUCUAGAAAUUACUGCUUAUCGUAUUUCAGCAAAUUUAUCACAUAAAAUAAGAAAAUUUUCUAAUUUAAACCAAGCCAAAGAAAUAAAUGGAGUUUCGUUUGUUUGGCCCUCAGUUUAGAUUAUGAAAAUUUGAAAUAAACUUUUGUUGGGCAUCGACCACAUAAUCAUUUCAAACUCAGCUCAAUAAAAAUCAAAGCCACUGAAGAGUCAUCGCAUUGGAUACUCGUGCUCAGAGAAAGCUCGGAAUCCGAGACAAAUGGAAAGUUUCACAACAUUAAUAAAUAUUUACAAGCACGUCGCGUCUUCUUCAAUGGAAUGGCCUACUGGGCAGUUGGAGUCUCAGUUCUGGCAAUGAAAUCAAAUCAAAUAUGCGCGCUGACGCUUUAUAUAUCGCACCGAGAAGGCAGCAGCAGCAUCGUUCGCUUUGGUGUGCUCACAAGAAUUUAAAUCAUCCGACUUACAUGCUACUUACAAGCCAAAGCGCCUAUAUGUAUGCCCCAUAAAAUGCGAGAAAGACCCGAGUGCAGAAUGGGCAAAGGAAAAUAUCUGGCGAAUCACUGAAACAUUUUUGUGCAAUUUUCAGAACUUGGAAAUAGCUCAUUUUGGGAAAUUCUAAAUAAGGGAUGCUUAAACCAGAGCUUAAAAUGCUAAUCAUUUCC